ACUUAAUGAUACUGUCACCAAAUUUUUUGGUAUGUUUGUCUGUUUGAGAUACCACUAAGAAAGAGGCUGAGUAACUCAGCUACCACUCUGUUAUCACGUGUAAUCCUCCAGGCACGUGCAAAUGCUAACCGUCGUCGUAUCCUAAAACCUCCACAUCUGCUAGUUCGCCGCCUCGCCCUCAACAACACUACAUCAACAACCCCACCGCCGCAACUUCUAUCGGAGCAUCACAUCAUUCGCAUAGUUUCCAAUACGCUAUUCGAUUCUCUCCUGCUGUUUCCACUUAAAGAUCAAAUCUGCAUCUUAUCAAAUAUAAUCGUUAAACAGCGUUCGUUUGCGCGUUGUAGAAGAUGGAGAAGAUGCAUUACGCUGAGGAGUUAGUAAGAGAAUUUCUCGUGUUUCGAGGAUUCACCAACACUCUCGAAGCUUACGAAACUGAAUUGCGAACAGACGUUGGUAAAGGUUUUCACGUUGACAAAAUUCUUGACCUAAUCUUCUCCUUAUACGUUCCAAAGUUUCAGGUUGAUAAAUUGAUCGCGCUUCUCGGUUUCUUCAAACACUAUCUCUCUUCAGCUUCCGAAACAACACUCUUCUCCACUUUCUCUAAAUUGGAAGCAUCUAUUUUACGCUUCUACGUCGUUCACGCUUUGCAAGCCAAUCGGAGGGAUAAGGUUGUUGAGUUUUUCUCUGUUCAUGGUCCUGAUUUGUUGCAGAAUUCUCAGGAGGAUUGGACUCACUGGUUUGCAAUUCCUUAUGUCAAGAAUCCACAAUUGGAUCCCGAAUUUCGAAUAUUUUUCUCCAAGGACUGGUAUCAAGCAUUGCAUCUUUCUGUCAGAAACUUCUUUAGUGAGAUCUUCAAUGCUACUCGUCUACCUGCUCUAUUGAAGAUUAGUUCAGAGAUGAAUGCUACCUACCUACUCAAAAGAGAUAUUGCACAUCUAAAUAUUAAAUUAUCAGAACUUCAGGCUUCACUCAACGAGAAAGAAGCUCAAUUAAGGCAGUUUAGAAGUAUGGAAGGAAGUAUUAGUUCAUCAAGCAAUUUGCGUGAAGAAAGUACUCAUAUGUCAAAAGAUUCUUCAGAGGUUUUUCCACAAGUAGUGCAAACAGAGAUUGGCCAAGAUUUAGUUGUGGGUGAAUCUGGAAAUGUUCAGUCCGAGUUUCUCAGCUCCAAGUCUGGCGAUGAUUCAACUUCCUUAUUGAAUGACUAUCUGAGAAAUGGCAGAGCUGGCAACACCACUCGAAAAGAAAACGAUGGGGAAGUGUCUGCGGAAGAAGACUUUGCUGAGGUCAAAGUAGAGCACCAGGAGACAUUUUUGGGGCACACCAGUCCAAUCAGCAGGUGCCGCUUCUCUGCAUCUGGAAACAAUAUUGCUAGUGCUUCUCUAGAUGGAACUGCCAGAAUAUGGACAUAUGAUGCAUCAACUCCGGCAUCUAGAAAUGCGACCAUAUAUUGUGGCACAGAAAUUUUGUCACUUGACUGGGAAUGCAAAUCGGACCGCUUGCUUCUAAUGGGUACAUCUGAUGGGUGCAUUAAGGCAUGGAACGUGGACGCAAAGAGAGUUGUUUGUGACCUUAACACAACUGAAGCAUUUCCAAGUGUAUUGGACAUAAAGUGCAGUCCCGUUGAACCGAUUUUUGUGUCUGCAGCAGCAUCCGGAGGGUCUGGUGCCAACUAUUUUGACAAUCUAGGUUUUGCUUCACUGACUGUGUGGAACAUGAAGACAUGGAAAGCCAUGACAGUCCUUCCUCUUGGAGAAGAUCCACCGGCAAUUACUUCUUUAUGCUUCAAUCACAAUGGGAAAAUUUUAGCAGCUUCUGCCGUUGAUGGAAUGAUUCAUAUGUUUGAUAUGUCCGCUGGUCUACAAAUCACUGGCUGGCCUGCACAUGAUUCUUCCAUCAGUUCGAUUCUUUUUGGACCAGAUGAGACUAGCAUUUUUAGCCUGGGCUCUGAUGGGAAGAUUUUAGAGUGGAGCUUGCAAAGUCAAGGUCAAAUCUCGUGGUCAAGAGACUGUAGUAGGUUCUGUUACCCCCUCAGUGGUUCAAAAAGUUACAGACAUGAGAUGGCAUUAGAUGCAAAUGGGAGGAGACUCCUGGUAACAUCCAGUUUAGUUAGAGCACCCAUAUAUCAGGUUCAGGAUCAGUUGAAUGGUUGGAGAACACUUUCUCACAAUGCUCCGAUUACUGCUGUAGAUUGGCAUCCGACUUUGCCCAUUUUCUUGACUGGAUCAGCUGAUAACUCUGUCCGAGUAACAACUUUAUCAUCGUAGUUCCCCAUUGUUAUCUUGGAGUUUUUCAUUCUUUGAUGAGCAUUUAAAUAGGUUAUAUUGGAUUUAUAUGUUGUAACUUAUUAGUCUCUCCCUCAUUAAUGUAUAUGGCAACCAACGCUGUCUGUAUAUUUAUGUGUCUACCGACAGGUAGGAUGUGUAUAUACAUGCAAUUUGCUUGUAUGUAUUAUAUAACUCGUGCAGUAAUUUGAGUGAAAUGAAUGUUAUAACUUUUUCGAUUAGAAUGGAUAGGUGGCAAGUCGCAACAGAGAUUUGGUUGCAGCA
Molecule: messenger RNA, 2549 nt
Organism: Cicer arietinum (chickpea)
Lineage: Eukaryota; Viridiplantae; Streptophyta; Magnoliopsida; Fabales; Fabaceae
Molecular function (GO): protein binding
Source: RefSeq, a predicted model, not a curated record